Messenger RNA from Musca domestica (house fly), 1477 nucleotides. RefSeq lists its product as uncharacterized. Bases 539 to 1477 code for a protein of 312 amino acids. The transcript is spliced from 3 exons. NCBI's taxonomy places the organism in Eukaryota, Metazoa, Arthropoda, Insecta, Diptera, Muscidae. The record is from RefSeq and is a predicted model, not a curated record.
AGCUGUCCACAAAAACCACAUAAAACCAUUUAAAAUUAAAAUCGAAAACAAAAAAAAAAAGAAGAGGAAACUCGAAAAAAAAAAAAAAAUCUGGAAUAAAAUCGACUGCAGCCAAGAGUAGACGACCGACCGAACCAAACGAGCAGCUAUUCAAAAUGAAAAAUGUGAAAAUGUAAAGCAAUUAAUAAAUAAUAAAAAAACGAACCGCAAACGGAUUUGAAUAAAAAUCCAGAAUCCUGUCCAAAACCAAAAAAAAAAGAAGAAACGACAACAACAAAUCACACAAUCUAAAAAGCGGUUACAAAAACAAACAAUAGCCGAAUCUCCGCUCUAAACCACCAAUGUCAUAAAAAAAUAUUUUUGUUAAAACUAAACGAGUUAUUCGGGCCAACCAGUCGCAGACAUGAUGGUCAUGACCAUAUGAACUGCCGCUAAAAGAGAAUUGCCAACAAAAAAAAAAAAAAAAAAAAAAACAACUACUACUACUCGAAGAGUGGAUAGAUAGUUAUAUGGACACACCGACCGACCGGAGUAAUAAAUGGAAAUAAAUGUCAUGUCCAAAAGUGAAAGUGAAUUACUGGCCAUACCGGACAUAGUCAGGGCCAAAUUUGCCACAACUACCUCCCGCCAUUGUAGCAACAGAAACAAAAAUAACAGCAACAACCACUCCAGAUCUACGACCCACAAAAAAGCCACCACAAGGGGAGUGGCUAAAAGGCUUAGUGGGGCCUCAAAUUGCUGUCAUCACCACCCGGACAAUGAUGAUGAUAAUGGCGGUGAUGAUGAUGAGUUUGAUGAUGACAACAAUUGUGGCCACAAGUUAGUUAGGCAUAGCCGAUCCAUACCUCACCCCCCUGCAACACUGGUGUCCCCCCACAAAAGCCAAAAAAUGAAACGGAAACGUAAAAUACCGGAAAUUCCAUGGCUAAUUGUUGCAAUUUGCUUUAAUUGUUAUGUUAUAUAUCGGGAGGCCAGUGCGGCCAUAGCCCAACCCUCAGACGCCACUUCUUCCAUCACUGCAACAUUAUCACGGUUCUCAGUGCUCAGUGACAAAAACUCCAGUAUCAGCAACAAACUAUUAACCUCUUCAUUAUCCGCCAAUCGUAGCAGCCCAUUCGUAACCCAAACCUCAACAUUUAAUGUUGCACGUUUGAAACGUGCCACACACUCUUCGCCGGAUGGCCGCCAUAUCGAUGUGGAUGUGGACCUGGAUCCCAACGAUAUGCAUGGCCAUUUACAGCAUGGCCAUCAUGGCGAUUUAGUGGAUGCCGAUGAUUUGUAUUUACAUAAUUUGGAUAUUGGCUAUCAUCAUGAUGGGACAGGUCUGCUGCCACAUGAGCUGCCGGAACAUGAUCAUAUUGCACAUCAUUUGGAAAUGCAAACACACGAAGAGUUACUCGAGGAUAUCAGAGAUGAUACCGGCGUUAACAUAAUACCCGACAAAGGCAACAAGAAGCAGCAGCAGCAACAGUGGUAA